This is a messenger RNA of Ilyonectria robusta, 1652 nucleotides long. RefSeq names its product GTP-binding protein YchF. Lineage: Eukaryota; Fungi; Ascomycota; Sordariomycetes; Hypocreales; Nectriaceae. The transcript has 9 exons. Bases 62 to 1270 code for a protein of 402 amino acids. The record is from RefSeq and is a predicted model, not a curated record. Gene Ontology annotation, molecular function: ATP binding; ATP hydrolysis activity; GTP binding. Gene Ontology annotation, cellular component: cytoplasm.
UCCAGGAUCAAGAUAUCGAAUAGACUUAUACAUUCGUCUGUGUUCGGCCAGUAAAGUCACCAUGGCUCCUAAGAAGGUUGAAGCUGUCGCGAACAAUGUCGUUGCUUUCGGAAGGGUUCGCAAGAACCUGAAGAUGGGAUGCGUUGGCCUGCCCAAUGUGGGAAAGUCAAGUCUGUUCAAUCUCUUGACCGACCAGAGCGCCGCCGCAGAGAACUACCCGUUUUGUACCAUCGAGCCCAACGAGGCGAGAUGUGCUGUUCCCGACGCUCGAUAUGACUUUCUCUGUGACCUCUGGAAGCCCCCGUCCAUGUACCCGGCGUUUCUGCAGGUCACCGACAUUGCUGGCCUGAUCAAGGGUGCUUCUCAAGGAGAGGGACUUGGAAAUGCCUUCCUGUCUCAUAUCCAGGCGGUUGAUGGCAUGUUCCACAUUGUCAGAGCAUUCGACAACGAUGAAGUCUUGCAUGUCGAUGACUCGAUCGAUCCCGUCCGGGACUUGAACACCAUCCAAAGCGAGCUUUGCAAGAAAGAUCUCGAUAUCCUGCGGAAGCAAAUCAUUGCUGAGGAAUUGAUCGUCAAGAAGGCAGGUGGCAAAUACAAGAUGCUGCCUCUUUUCACAGAGACAACGACAAAGAUCCAAGCAAUGCUGGAGAAAGAUCAGCCAGUCAGAGAUGGAAGCUGGACACCGGCCGAGAUUGCACUCAUCAACGAGAAGAUCCAGCUGAUCACGACGAAGCCAACCAUCUACCUUGUCAACUUGACCAUGAAGGAUUACCUCAGACAGAAGAGCAAGUACCUGCCGCUCAUCGCCAAGUGGGUCACCGAGCACGGAGGUGUUCCCCGAGACAUUGUUCCCUUCUCUAUUGAGUUUGAAGAGAAGCUUUACAGCAUGAAGGAUGAUCCGGCUGCACAAGCCGAGUUCCUCAAGGAGAGCAAAGUCAAGUCAAAACUGGACAAGAUCAUCACUGAGGGAUUCACCAAGCUUGGCUUGCAAUACUACUUCACCGCUGGUGAGAAGGAAAUCAGAUGCUGGACUAUCCCAAGGGGUUGCCUGGCACCACAAGCUGCUGGAGCUAUCCACGGCGAUUUUGAGAAGGGAUUCAUCAAGGCUGAAGUGGUGGCGUACCAAGACUUCCACGAUCUUUGCGAAGGCGGCAAGUCCAUGGGCCCGAUCAAGGCUGCUGGAAAAUACCGACAAGAAGGAAAGACUUAUGUUGUCCAAGAUGGAGACAUCAUCCACUUCCAAUUCAACGUUUCAAACAACAAGAAAUAGACUUGUUGUGUCGAGACCGGCUGAUAUGGAAGUUCGGAUAAGGUGUCGCCGUUCCUGUAUUUCAUUGACUAGAGACCACUUUCAACAAUUGGUCCAUUCAGUUCGGGAUAAAGAGGGGAUUGGGACCGAUAAGAUCAGUCAGGAAGUUAGAAACAUCAUGACCUUAGACAAUGAAUUUGAGAACUAAAUCAGAUCGCUUUUCAGUCAAUCUUAAAGGUCUAAACACAACAACUCGGCUAGAACAAUCAGCAUUCAAGUUUUUGCGCAUACGUUAUAGCUUUUUUGGCGUUUUUUUUGGCUCCAGCCACAGCGCUCUAAGCCUCAAGCUGCUACAGCAGCUACAGCACUUUAAGAUUCCAGCAGCUAUAGUAAUUAAAUAAAA